Molecule: messenger RNA, 3796 nt
Organism: Anopheles gambiae (African malaria mosquito)
Lineage: Eukaryota; Metazoa; Arthropoda; Insecta; Diptera; Culicidae
Gene: slmb
Product: beta-TrCP
Exons: 10
Coding region: 928-2709 (593 amino acids)
Molecular function (GO): protein dimerization activity
Source: RefSeq, a predicted model, not a curated record
CGAACGCCAGCCGUGUUUCGAACAGUUGACAGCAGACUCGCUCUCGCUCAGUCCGUAUCGAUUCCUGCAAUCGAAUCGUGUUGCGAUACGUAGUCGCGUGCGGAGUUGAUUUUAGUCGGUCGCUUUUCCUUUAUUCCAGCCGCUCGAUCGUGAAAAUCAUCGCGAAAGUCGUCCCGUCGUACUUAUGGUACAACCUUUUUUUUUCGACGGCUCUUGGUUUCUCCCUACACAGUGUGUUCGUCUCUGUGUGUGUAUGUAUGAAUGUGUGUGUAAUUGUGUAACGGGCUAGAUGAAUCACGAUCGACGAUCGCAGAGGGGCAUCGAUGUGGCAGUGAAAAAGAAGCGUGCAGCUGCAAUUAUUGCCCCGAACAUCAAUUAAUGUUGUUCCAAGCUUCUGCUGUGUGUGUGUGUUUGUGCUAUAUGUGUGUUGUUGCACUGUUACGGCGGAAGUGAAAAACACAUCACACCCAAAGCUCUAACAUUUCUAUCGAUUCCUAUUCCAUCAUCAUCCACAAAUCGAUUGCUAUCUUUCUCUCUACCAUUGGUACCGUGUGUAAUACAAUGAUCUGAUUAUUUCAAUAUUGUGUGUAUCGACAGCCCCGUUUCGCUGCCACAGUAAGCUUUAGCCCUGAUAUAGUGUGUGUGUGUGUGUGUGUACAAUCAUAGUGCAAAUUUUUACAGUCCUUCACACGUGAAGUGACGACUGCCGCCUGAGUGUGUGUACUUGUGUUUGCAGCAUACAGUGUUAGCUCGACGCAAAAGCCGACGAUCUAUAUAGUAGUACCUCACACAGCCGGUUCCCCGGAUUGUUUUUGUGGGGCCAACCACCUCUUUGUGAGCGCAAGUGACCCCUGCUCGGCAGUGAACUACCACAAGCACAGCUCCAGUAGCGGAGCCGAAACGAACGCCGUAACCCUGGACACCGAUAUGAUGAAAAUGGAUACGGACAAAAUCAUGGACGACGGGAUCAGUAAUUCACAGUACACCACCCAGAUACUGUACGAUCCGGCGAGGAAGAAAGAACCGUCGCCGACGUUUCAAACCGAGCGCGAUACCUGUCUGUCGUACUUCUCCAAAUGGAACGAGGCCAACCAGGUGGACUUUGUCGAGCAGCUUCUCUCCCGCAUGUGCCAUUACCAGCACGGACACAUCAACGCCUACCUGAAACCGAUGCUCCAGCGCGACUUCAUCACACUGCUGCCCACAAAAGGAUUGGAUCACGUGGCAGAAAACAUUCUCUCCUAUCUAGACGCCAAGUCGCUGUGCCGGGCGGAGCGCGUUUGCAAAGAAUGGUCCCGCGUCAUCUCCGAAGGCAUGCUGUGGAAGAAGCUGAUCGAACGAAACGUCCGCACCGAUUCCCUCUGGCGGGGGUUGGCAGAACGCAAAGGAUGGAUCAAAUAUCUGUUCAUACCGCGGCCGGGCGUCACACUGCGACAGCACAAGUUCUACCGCGAGCUGUUCCCCAAGAUCAUGAAGGACAUCGAGGCGAUCGAGAACAACUGGCGCACGGGCAAUCACAACCUACAGCGAAUAAACUGCCGGUCAGAGAAUUCGAAGGGCGUCUACUGUUUGCAGUACGAUGACGACAAGAUUGUGUCCGGGCUGCGCGACAACACGAUCAAGAUCUGGAGCCGCUCGACGCUGCAGUGCUGCAUGAUUCUUACAGGACACACUGGCUCGGUGUUAUGCCUACAGUACGACGAUAAGGUCAUCAUUAGCGGGUCGAGCGAUUCGACGGUGCGCGUGUGGGACGUGAACACGGGCGAAAUGGUCAACACGCUGAUACAUCACUGUGAGGCGGUACUGCAUCUGCGCUUCAACAACGGCAUGAUGGUAACCUGUUCGAAGGAUCGUUCCAUUGCCGUGUGGGAUAUGGUGUCGCCGACGGAGAUUGGACUGCGGCGCGUCCUGGUUGGACACCGGGCGGCCGUCAACGUGGUCGACUUCGACGAGAAGUACAUCGUGUCGGCGUCCGGCGACCGCACGAUCAAGGUGUGGAACUCGACCAACUGCGAGUUUUUGCGCACGCUGAACGGCCACAAGCGGGGCAUCGCCUGCUUACAGUAUCGCGACCGGUUAGUGGUCAGCGGUAGCUCGGAUAAUUCGAUAAGACUAUGGGACAUCGAGUGUGGUACCUGUUUGCGAAUUCUCGAGGGCCACGAGGAGCUCGUUCGCUGCAUUCGGUUCGAUUCGAAGCGCAUCGUUAGCGGGGCGUACGAUGGCAAAAUCAAAGUAUGGGAUCUCCAAGCUGCCUUAGACAUUCGAGCACAAACCAAUACGCUGUGCUUGAAAACGUUGGUGGAACACACCGGUCGCGUAUUCCGGUUGCAAUUCGACGAAUUCCAGAUCGUGAGCAGUUCACACGACGACACGAUUCUGAUAUGGGACUUCCUUAACUGUUCGCCGCAGGAGGAAACGACCGCACCGUCCUCCGGUGGCAGCAUCGUCCCGAGCAACCAUCACAACAACAGUGGCAGCAGUAGCGGCAGCGGCUCUAUCGGUGGCGGACCAGCGAUCGGUGGCGUGGUCGGUGUUGGCAUGGGCGGUGGCGGAGGGGGUGGCGGCGGGGGCGACGGUGGUGGCAGCAGCAGCAGUGGUGGAGGCGGUGGCAACCUAAACGGCAGCCUAGCGCUGCAAAACAGGACAAACAACAAUGGUGCCGGCAACAACAACAACAACAACUUGCAGAACGAUGAUCUGAGCGACUAAAACUGAUGAAAUCGUACAUCUUCUUGUUGGGAGUUGAGCUGAGGAGUGUGUGACGACGACGAUGAUGAUGACGAUGAUGAUGAUCGAUCAUCGGGAAUCUGUGGUGUGAAGAAGAAUCCGUAAUCAUCUCCAUACAUACCCCGCUUCCCAUCAGCCCAAACCGAACUUUUUUUUUCUCAAAUGAGCGCGCGUGAUCUUAUUGUAGAGGAAGAGGAGGAGGAGAAGAAGAAAGUGGCUUGCCUUUUCUGUUUGCUACAAACCACAACAACAACAACAACAACAACAUUCAUACACACCGGACAUACAUAGAUACUCACAUGUUCACACCCAAUAUGACGCGCGCAGUGAUACUCUGGAUCCCCUUUUUUUCUUUACCUUUGAAUUCGUAUGUCUUUAGCCCUUUACACCUUCAACUCAACAUCCCCCUCCCCCCCCCCCCCCCCUUCCACCUUUUCGGAAUUUCAUCCUGGCGCUUGCCCGUUCCAUUUUAUUUAUUAAAAUAAUACAUAGUAUAUGAAGUAAACAAUGCAACAGCAAUCGUGGCUUUUGCAGCAGCCGCCGGGCUUCUGCACAGUGUAAUUGAAGGAAAAGAAAGAUUGGUUUACCUUGCAGUUGAAAUCGGUUCACUACGAUCGAUGGGAGAGAGGCACAGGAUGCGCGAAACACAAGACACGGAACGGCCAGCACCCAUUGCGUGUAUAUGUUUUGACGUCUAUCUUGGUUCUUCGCUAACAUCUCUCUCUAUCUCUCUCGCUUGAUCUUUUUCUCUUUACCUUGUUUUCUCUCUUGCUUAUUCUAGUAGCCAACUGCGAUUGUGCCUGCCUCAAAGAAAUUGCUGCAGGAAGUGUGACGAAGAAAAUUCGUCAUAUUCUCCGUUUUUUUUUGCACAGCGAUCGCAUUAGUCUAAACCUGCGUUUAGCUCGUUUUCUGACUCAGUAUUGCUAAGUCCAGCCGAGGAUGGAAUCGACGCUUGUCUUAGCCUUGUUGUAGAAGAAACAGGAAGAGAGCGAGAGAAAGCGAGAGAGCAAGAAAUAACAUGAAUUGAGAACAAGAGAGAGAGAGAGAGAGAGAGGGAAAAUGAACAAAA